Molecule: messenger RNA, 624 nt
Organism: Gaeumannomyces tritici R3-111a-1
Lineage: Eukaryota; Fungi; Ascomycota; Sordariomycetes; Magnaporthales; Magnaporthaceae
Exons: 2
Coding region: 1-471 (156 amino acids)
Source: RefSeq, a predicted model, not a curated record
AUGGCCGACAGCAACCGCGUGACCACGGUCCUGGUCCGCGAGCUGUGCACCAUCCAGCGGGCGAGCUUCCAGAGCCUUGCGGCGUAUCAGAACCGCGUCCAAGACCUGCGGCGCCAGCUCUCCCUGUUGGGAUGCGACCCCGGCGACCGCUUCAUGGUGUUCCUCGCCCUCGGAGGGCUCGCCAGGUCGCCGGGAACCGUGCAGGAUCGCAUGCUCCGCGAGGUCUUCGCCGCUGGCGACCUCCCGCCCGUCGUGGCGCCAGCUCCCACCGAUUCGCCGACAAAUAGCAAGAAGAAGAAAGUCUUGGCCAUGGGCACCGUUGCUGAUGACGUCUCCGCCUGGAACAAGCUCAUGGAGCAGUUCUCCACCCGCGCCAUCAAGGAGCGUUACACGCCUGUCCCACAUUCCAGCCCCGGCGAGCAGGGUGCCAAGGCGCAAGAGAACGGCCUCGACAGCCCCGCUACUCCUUAGGAGGAGUUCUGGUACAAACAUCUCGAUGAGUUCUCCAUCCUUUCACUGCUUCCUUCGCAGUGGUUCAUGACCACGGCCCUCCAAAGUCGGGAGUCGGCACCAGGAGCAUCGGAUCGAGAGACUAGAGCAUCUAGAGAGAUAUUGCCAUCACCG